Messenger RNA from Rhodotorula graminis WP1, 943 nucleotides. RefSeq lists its product as uncharacterized. Gene Ontology annotation, cellular component: U6 snRNP; U12-type spliceosomal complex; Lsm1-7-Pat1 complex. The record is from RefSeq and is a predicted model, not a curated record. The transcript is spliced from 7 exons. Gene Ontology annotation, biological process: nuclear-transcribed mRNA catabolic process; mRNA splicing, via spliceosome. The annotation marks the transcript as partial. Gene Ontology annotation, molecular function: RNA binding. Lineage: Eukaryota; Fungi; Basidiomycota; Microbotryomycetes; Sporidiobolales; Sporidiobolaceae.
ACGACGACGACACACCGGCACCGUCCACCUCGCCUCUCGACCCGGCCCACCCGCCCAGCACCAGCCCUCCCUCCACUUCUCCCACCUCCCUCCUCAUCUCGAUGAGCGCCGACUUCAGGGACGUGGACGCGGCCGCGGCGGCGCAGGAGGCGGGCGUGGAGGUGGACCGACCGGCGGCGGUGCAGGCGGGGGACGAGGUCCUGCGGGCGCCAGGGGCGAGGACCGGCCAAAGCGCGAGGCCAUUCUCGACCUCGCCAAGUACGUCGACAAGCAGAUCCGCGUCAAGUUCACCGGCGGUCGCGAGGUCGUCGGCGUCCUCAAAGGGUACGACCAGCUCCUCAACCUCGUCGUCGACGACAUCGAGGAGGCCCUCAACGAUCCUGCGACCGGCCUGCCGUUCGUGCCUGCACGCUCGCGCUCUCUCGGUCUCGCCGUCUUGCGCGGGACGAGUCUCGUCGUCAUCUCUCCUCUCGACGGGUCGGAGGAGAUCGCGAACCCGUUCGGAAACUGAGAAGGUUCAGUAGCACCAGGGCCAUGCGCAAUGAACUCAAACAAUGUCCUGCUCCUCCUCGAUCACUACUUUGAUCCCCUCCUUGACACCUACCUCGCGGCCGAUCUCGAAAGCUGGUACUUGACGAGGCGCAAGGCGGCAGUCGGCCGAGCGAGAGCCCCAUCGCGUCCAAGUGAAUGUCGGCCGAGCCCGAGACCGAGAGUGCUGCGACGUAUCUCCUGCUCGCAGGUGCAGAGCGCUGCAGAUGCGCUUGUACGCCGUGAUGGCCUCCGUGCCGAAGCCGAAAGCGGCGAAGAAGAUGAGCCCAACAAUAACGUUCGCCCACGAAGUAAAGUCGUGAGCCGGCUCGUCGCCGUACGUGACGGGACGUACAUGCCAGGCUGAAUGAGCAUAAGUCCACGAGUAGUCGUAGUAGCGGCCCGAGGACUGGAU